Molecule: messenger RNA, 1887 nt
Organism: Canariomyces notabilis
Lineage: Eukaryota; Fungi; Ascomycota; Sordariomycetes; Sordariales; Chaetomiaceae
Product: RabGAP/TBC
Exons: 3
Coding region: 35-1684 (549 amino acids)
Biological process (GO): activation of GTPase activity
Cellular component (GO): Golgi apparatus
Molecular function (GO): GTPase activator activity
Source: RefSeq, a predicted model, not a curated record
UGCCUCGCCUUUCUGGAGGGUACCUCCACGGGAGAUGCCGCCUCCGAAGAAGACAACACGCGACUCGAGUCUGGUAGUCGGUGCGGCCUACUCCCAUGCCGACAUGCUCAACAGAAGCCCUUUGGGGUCGGGUGGGCGCCCAAAGACCCCGCCAUCGUCAUCGUCUGACCGGCCUGGGACCAACUCCCCAACGAGAAAGGCGAGCUCGAGAGUCUCAGCACCGCCUAUCAAGUCGUACGUAAACUUUUUGUCCAGCACCAACGACGACUGGACUGCCGACGAUGCCGAGGACAUGUACGCCUACGAGUCGGACGACGGCGACGAUUUCGGCCUGCCGAGUCUGUCCAACAUGAAGCGGAGGACAAGGCGGAAGGCGGAACAAAGCCGGGCACAGACCGACGACGGGCUCGGCCAUGACGACAGCUUCCACGACGUGCGUCCCCGACGAAACUCGGACAGCGCCGACAUUGCCAUCGAGCGGCCGGCGUCAAUAUACCCCAUGCCCAAGAAAAGUGAGGGUAAAAUAUUACGACCGCAAUACAAAGAAAUACUACGCGAUCCAGCCAAUGCGCUCCACUUAAUCAACUACCCAUCCAUACCACUUAAUGCCACUCCGAAGGAGAUUGACGCCAUCAAUUCGCGAAUAACAAGGAUAAACAAGUUCAAGCGCCUGCUGCAAGCAUCAACAAUACCACUCUCUGACCUCCGCGCGCUAGCAUGGUCCGGCGUACCGGAGGAAGUUCGCGCCAUGACAUGGCAGCUCCUGCUCAGUUACCUACCCACCAGCAGUGAGAGGAGGGUCGCCACACUUGAAAGGAAGCGGAAAGAGUACCUCGACGGCGUCCGGCAGGCUUUUGACCGGGGAGGCGGGCCCUCCACACCGUCAGGGCGGAGCGGGCGCGGGCUGGAUGAAGCCAUCUGGCACCAGAUCAGCAUCGACGUGCCGCGGACGAACCCGCACAUCGAGCUGUACACGUACGAGGCGACGCAGCGGUCGCUCGAGCGCAUCCUGUACGUGUGGGCGGUGCGGCACCCGGCGAGCGGGUACGUGCAGGGCAUCAACGACCUGGUGACGCCCUUUUGGCAGGUGUUUCUGGGCACCUACAUCACCGACCCGGACAUUGAGCGGGGGAUGGACCCGGGCCAGCUGCCCAGGGCGGUGCUGGACGCGGUCGAGGCCGACUCGUUCUGGUGCCUGACCAAGCUCCUGGACGGGAUCCAGGACCACUACAUUGUCGCCCAGCCGGGGAUCCAGCGGCAGGUGUCGGCGCUGCGCGACCUCACGGCCAGGAUAGACGCCGGCCUGGCCAAGCACCUCGAAAAGGAGAACGUCGAGUUCAUCCAGUUCAGCUUCCGCUGGAUGAACUGCCUCCUGAUGCGCGAGAUUAGCGUCAAGAACACGAUUAGGAUGUGGGAUACGUACAUGGCCGAAGAGCAAGGCUUUUCAGAGUUCCACCUCUACGUGUGCGCCGCCUUUCUGGUAAAGUGGUCCGACAAGCUGGUGAAGAUGGAUUUUCAAGAAAUCAUGAUGUUCCUCCAGUCGCUACCGACGCGCGACUGGACCGAGAAGGACAUUGAGCUGCUGCUUAGUGAGGCCUACAUCUGGCAGAGCCUGUUCAAGGGCUCGUCGGCGCACCUGCGGGGACCAGAACCACGGACGCCAAGCGCAAAUUUUCAGCUCUAGCAGGCUAUCGGGUUAGAGGCGGAUAUCCCUUAUUCAGCGCCUUUUUGAUUUAGAUGCAUGGUGUCUUGGGAGGGGAAGGAAAAGGCGCGUGAAUGAGUGCAUGGCAUGGUUCGGCAUGACAAUAGUGACAAAAAUACAGCAAAGCUCAACAGAGCUGGAUAGCAUUUAAUACCCAGACGUUUGAAUGUCAAAAGCAAUUGGAG